Messenger RNA from Cyphellophora attinorum, 525 nucleotides. RefSeq lists its product as uncharacterized. NCBI's taxonomy places the organism in Eukaryota, Fungi, Ascomycota, Eurotiomycetes, Chaetothyriales, Cyphellophoraceae. The record is from RefSeq and is a predicted model, not a curated record. The transcript has a single exon. The coding region runs from base 1 to 525 and encodes 174 amino acids.
AUGCAGUACACCACCAUCGCAACCACCCUCCUUGCCCUGACCAGCAGCACCCUCGCCCUCCCAGCUCCCCAGAUCGCCGCCGACUCCGUCUGCAACUGCCCCAGCACCGGUACCACCCCAUCCGCACCCGCCACCUCCUCCGCCGCACCCGACAAAUCCACCGUCUUCGUCGACCCCGGCCGCGUGGGCGUCGGCCUCUCCAAGCUCGACAACUCCGAGGGCAUCACCUUCCUCUUCGACCAGGACACCCUGGCCGCUGGCAUGCAAGACACUCGCGAUGUCGUUCAGACCACUCUCUACGAAAAGGUUGAGAUCGCUUUGGGCGAUGGGUUUCCUAACAAGGAUUUGAGGUGUCAAUUGAUUGACCUCAACGGCAACACGGUGUUUGCGACUCGCGGCGCGAAUCUUGAUGAUACGUUCAGUGAUGCGGAUAAGGGGUUCUGGACAUUGGUAACGCCGACGCAGAUUGAUACGAUUGUGUGCGAUCCGGGGUUCAAGGCUAACAACCGCAACCCUCCUGCAUAA